Bombus impatiens (common eastern bumble bee) is the source of this 3775-nucleotide messenger RNA. RefSeq lists its product as uncharacterized. The record is from RefSeq and is a predicted model, not a curated record. NCBI's taxonomy places the organism in Eukaryota, Metazoa, Arthropoda, Insecta, Hymenoptera, Apidae. The coding region runs from base 1079 to 3034 and encodes 651 amino acids. The transcript has 5 exons.
AUCAGUUCCCCUACCUACCGGUGUCCAGUUAUGUUGUGGAGAACGUUGCUCGGGCAACAAUUUGUUUGGACUUUUGUUUCGGGAGACGUCCCGUAGAAUCGUUCGUUCGAUAAAGACGUUGCGGACUGUAUCACGUUAUCGAUCGUGCGUUCAGUGAUCGUGAAAAAGUACACUCGGUCGAUUUUGUUUGAUUUUUUAAUAAUCGUCCAGUCCAUUUACAUUCCAGACCCACGCGUGCUUCUCGAUAUACAUUUGCGCAGGAUCUGGUGUGCUUGGUGAACAGAUUUGGGAGAAAGGUGAAAAUAUUUUUCAAGAAGCAACGUCGACGGUAGUUUCGAUAGGAUCUCUAGCUGGAAUUUUCUACGAUCGAAUCAGGAAUGCGGCGCGAAUCGUUAGCGGAAAAUGGACAUUAAAGAGGUACAUACGAACAACCGAAGGAGGAACGUCGUUCGCACUGGGAAGAAGGGACGCACUGGGAAGGAGGUUCCGGAAGAUAUUCGCGGGUUUUCGUGAGAACCAACGACCUUCCAUUUUACUUGAGAAUAAGUAGGAGAGGUCGGCCUUGAAGCGUGGAAAUACGCGGCGUCGCGUGGUAAUAGUCGUGGAGCAGGCGGGCAGAACUCGGUAUCAAGAGAGAGAUUUAUUCGAGUUUCACAACCUCUCUCGAUCAGCGGCACCGGUGGUCGCGGUCGUGACCUCGAUAGAGCUCAUCCACCUGGUUGGAUAACUCGACUCUCGAUUCGAGCCCGCCACGGAACCCUGAAAGGUCGAGCCGCUUGGUGGCCUCGCUCUUUCGCCAGUCUACUCUUGCUUCUCGGUACCACCACCGGACCACCGACUCACCACCACCACCGCGCACCACCACCGGAAGUCGCACGAUGUAGCGACUUUUGCCGGCGAUUCCAUCGCGCGAUAACAUUGUAUCUGAUCGAAGCUGUGUUCUACGCGUGUUACGAGUUGUACGCGUCCGUGCGCUCGCGUCUCUGUCCCUUGACAAGAGAAACGGAAACAAGACGUUGAAAUAUUUUCGGACGAUACAAACGGACGGUAGCAGCGUGGCCGCGGUCGCGCGCCAACCAUGAAAACGAUGGGCGACGUGGCCCCGAAUUCCGUCGACGAACAGAACGGCACUUGCGCCUCGGCACAGAACCCCACUGCCGGCAAAGAAUUCGGCCACAAGACCCUCAAGUCCUUGAAGAGGGGCCUCGGCAGACUUUGGAGGAGGCAUCGUGGCAACGCCUCCAUCACCGAAUACGACCCUUGCUACAAGGUCGCUUAUCUUGGGAACGUUCUCACUGGAUGGGCCAAGGGGGAGGGCUGUGUAGAGAAACCAGUGUCGACGUUAUGGCGCAAUUACGUUACCAGCAGCAGGCCGGACGUGUCGAUGAGGUUGACGGUCACGAACGGCGGUUUGACCGCCACGACCAAGGAUCACGGUUUGACGGAGUACUGGGCGCAUAGGGUGACCUAUUGCACGGCACCUGCUUCUCAUCCGCGCCUCUUCGUCUGGGUCUACCGGCACGAAGGACGUAGGUUGAGGCCAGAGCUCAGGUGCCACGCUGCCCUCUGUAGCAAGGAGUCCACCGCCAGGAGGCUGGCCUCGACCUUGAACGCCAGGUUACAGCAAGCACUCCUAGAAUUCCGACGGGACAAGGUCUCCAGACAAAAUGCUAGAUUAUCGCUAGCAAACGCUCUGUAUGAGAACCCUUCCUUACCACGACGAAAGCUACUUCUCAGUAUCGGAGGCCAGAAUUACCGACCUCCCCUUGAGAGAUCGAAAAGCGCGCCGAAAUUAUCAGCGAUCGAGGAAGAUAUCGUCGCUGAGGAAAUAGAGCAGCAGAGGAUCCUCGAAGAGUUGAGGACACUAGAGAACGUGGCGCACAGUUGGCAAGAUCAAGAUAGUUGGAGGCUCGCUCGAUUACUCGAUGCUCUGAAUCGCGAAUCUUCCGACGAGAACGGAAGUAUUUCGAGCGGGUGUGAAACAGCCAGCACCGCGACCAGCGAAGAAAGAGCUCCAGGUCCGGAAGAUCACCAUGCUACAGGUGAGACAACGGAACAGCGAAUAGACAGAAGAGUGAUGUUCUCGGAUGACGCGGUCGUAAGAGGUGCAGGUCCCCGAAGAAAUUCCGAAGGUUCGCCAAACUUCAUGACCUGUGCCGGAAGUCCGCGUUUUCACCGUCGAAACACGGUGCACACCGGUCGUGAAAGGUUUCCACAUCGGAACGAAGAGGACGAAUCGAUGGAGGAGGAGGAGGAAGAGAUAGAGGAUCCUGCGUCGCAUGUGUUCGAUUUCGAGUACGUCGAGGACUUUGACGACGUGGUGGAUUAUAGACCAAGAGGCGAGAUAUUGUGCAGGUUGGACGACCCGCAGGAUAGAGAGAGACGAGUGAUGGAAAAGUACCCUGGCAGAAUGAGUCACGACUUGCUGCAAAACGACGACUCCCCUUUCUUGACUUUGGACUCCUUGGACGAGGAAGUGGACAGCGACGAAAGCGGCUACGUCGAGGCACCGCCAAAGUCUUUAUUGGGCCAAGACGACCGCAAAGAGGACGAAGAGACGAAUAAUAACAACGGUCGCGUGGAAUCGGGUCAAAAUCAGACCGGGUCACCCGGUCCUGACGUCCUGAGAGGAUCGAACGCGGAGGAAAGUGCAAAAACGAAAAACGACGAUUCCAAAGAAACGAAAAACGCGAAAGACGCGAAAGACACGAAAGAAGAAGCGGAAAUGGAAGAGCAAGUGGAAUCGAAAGAUUCUAUGCUGACCGUGGAGAAUAAUCAGAGGAUCAAAGAGAAGGAAAGGGAGAGAGCCGAUUUCAUCAAGUGUCCUAUUUCAGAGACUAUAAAGAAACUGGCGAACGCGUCGCUGAAAAGCUCCAAGUCCUUAGAAAUGACUACGAACAACUGUUUGAAAGCUUUGAAUAAUUUAAAGACGUCAAAGUCGUUGGACGGUGUUAAGCCGGCAGAGAUGGAAGGAGAGUCGCCGAGCCUUCAUCAAAGGAAACAAUUGCUCGCCCAACAAGGCGUUAUCGUUUAAGAGCUGGUCCAAAUAAAAAAUAAGAAACACACGAACGAAAGACGAAAGCCCGAAAAUUCUUAAAUAUAGGUUUACUCUGACGCGAUCGUCCACCUAUCGAUCAACGACAGGCCAAUCUGUACAUCGCGUAUUACAAACUCGUAACGUUGCCGCAUUCGUUAGACAAUUUUUAAACUUAGAUAGAAAACUUUACCGAGAGAUAAUAAUCGAGGAGUUGGUUUUGUCUCGAUCGAUAAAGGUCUUUGGUAAACCGUUGUGCCCGUGUUAUUGAUUUAACAGAAACGAAAUGCGGCUUCGAGUAUCGUGAGAAUAUGUAACGUUAGAACUUGCGAGGAUAUACGUACGUUGCUCUAUCGAAUUGUCGACGAUUAAACGAUUUUUUCAAGAAAUCCGUGUAAUGAGAAGUAAGUUUAAUCGGAAUCGACCGUCGAGUUGGGUGCACUGGCGAUCCGUGAUUAUCAAGUUGGGCUUGACGCGCAGGAUCGUUAGUUGCACCGCUAUAGUAUGGACAAAUUGAACGUUAAGCGGGCUACUCUUGCGGAGCAUGGUACAAUUAUUUACGAUUUAUUACGAUAUUUAUAUCGAUUUACGGGCGUGUACUUGGAAGCAAUAUUUUUCGAAACGUAUAAUGGGUUAAAACGUAUAAUUGGUUAAAAGAGCCAAGCUUUCGGCAAAUAUAGAAUUGAUAGAAUCGAUCGUCGCAAGACAACAAAGAUUCGCACAAAACAAAUACUUUGAAAA